ACAUGGUCGAAGGUCUACGAGAGGUACGUUUGAUGGACAUUAUCUUCAAGACUUGGGGUCCAAGAGCUCACUAGAAUAAAAGCGGCUGCUUAGUGCCCAAACAAACCUCGACGUGGUCUUUAGGAGUCCCCUCCACAUCGAUGUUUGCAAGGACCAACUGACUCGUAACCUACACCACCUGAUCGGACCUCUUAACGAUGAAGCCAACCACACUCUGUCAAGACUCAUUCCCCACAAGGUCGAGCUCAAGGCGUACGACACCAUGGUUGGGAUCAUAACUAAGAAUGCAUCCCGGAUGUUUGGUGGAACCAUGAUCAGCCGAAACGAGGAAUGGCUCAAAUCGGCGGCCGACUACUCGAUGGACGUUGUCAGCGUUGCUGUUAAGCUGCGCCCCUACCCUGCCUUCAUGCGCCCCCUGAUCUAUCCCUUCCUAGAGGGGUCUAAGAUCCUUGACCACCACCUGCACGUUGCCAAGAAGACUUUCAGUCACAUCUUCGCGGAGCGCCUGGCCCUCAAGGAUACCGAUGAGAAGCCCGUUGACAUGCUUCAGUGGCUCGCUGACUCGGCCCGCGGAAGCGACCGUAACCCUGAUGUACUAGCUCACAAUAUGUUGUUUAUGGCCCUUGCCUCCGUCCACACUAGCUCAGCUACCAUCAUCCAUGUCCUGUUUGAUCUUUGCGCCAACCCUGAAUUUAUGGAGCAGCUCCGCCAAGACGUACAACAGGCCGUCGACGAGUCCGGCUGGACGCUAGCUUCCAUUGCCAAGAUGAAGAAGGUCGACAGUUUCAUGAAAGAGUCCCAGCGGAUGAACCAAGCAGUGCUGAUGACUUUCAACCGCAAGGUAGCUCGACCCCUCAAGUUUGAGGACGGCACCACGCUCCCCGUUGGAACCUACAUUACCAUGCCCAGUCAUGCCGUAGCUACUGACCCUGAUAUUUAUUCCAACCCCGAGACCUUUGAUGGUUUCCGCUUCUACGACAAGAGAAUGUCAGCCAAGACUGAGGCCAACCGACAUCAAUUCGCGACCACUGGCCCUGAGAGUCUUGCUUUUGGCCAAGGCAAGACAGCAUGCCCCGGUCGCUUCUUUGCCGCCUCCAACAUCAAGGUGGUGCUUGCCAACCUCCUCCUGAACUACGACAUUUCGUUCCCUCCUGGACAGACAGAAAGACCCAAGAACCUCCAUAAGGGUGGUCUAGUCCGCCCGGACCCCAGACAGACUCUGAUCUUCACCCCGCGCAAGUAAAGACGAUCAAAAAUUGAUUCUGUUAUGUAAAUAGUUGCAUUAAUGAUUUCCAUUGUAACGGCGCGUGGGUGGCCAAACGGAGUACACAGCAUAUUAGACUAUCUACACUAGAGUUUGGGGUCUUCAAAGAUUUGAUAUUUUUUAUUAAAUUACAUACAUUUUUUCGACUGCGAUAUUACAUACUACC
Messenger RNA from Xylaria bambusicola, 1430 nucleotides. RefSeq names its product cytochrome P450. NCBI's taxonomy places the organism in Eukaryota, Fungi, Ascomycota, Sordariomycetes, Xylariales, Xylariaceae. The record is from RefSeq and is a predicted model, not a curated record. The transcript has 3 exons. The coding region runs from base 263 to 1243 and encodes 326 amino acids. Gene Ontology annotation, molecular function: heme binding; oxidoreductase activity, acting on paired donors, with incorporation or reduction of molecular oxygen; monooxygenase activity.